Molecule: messenger RNA, 882 nt
Organism: Colletotrichum chrysophilum
Lineage: Eukaryota; Fungi; Ascomycota; Sordariomycetes; Glomerellales; Glomerellaceae
Exons: 1
Coding region: 1-882 (293 amino acids)
Molecular function (GO): protein deglycase activity
Source: RefSeq, a predicted model, not a curated record
AUGUCAAACUCUAGCGAGCGCAAGCCUGUCCCUGACCAAGCCGAGGAUGACGCUUGGUUCCCCUCUCCCUUCUCUUUGACGCAAUACACCGCUCCCAAGACCGACUUUGAUGGCGCCAACUACCCCAACGCAUACAAAGGAGGGAAAUGGAAGGUCCUCCUCAUUGCCACGCAGGAACGGUACCUGAAGAUGGCCGGCGGCGAGUUCUUCUCGACGGGCAACCAUCCUGUCGAAAUGCUGCUCCCAAUGGUUCAUCUUGACGCUGCUGGCUUCGACAUCGAUAUCGCUACCAUCUCCGGCGACCCUGUCAAAUUCGAGAUGUGGGCUUUUCCCAAAGAGGACGAAGCAGUGAAGGGCAUCUAUGAGAAGUACAAGCAGAAGAUUCGCAACCCGCUCAACCUCGAGGAGGUGUGGGGCAAUGGUUUCUCGGCCGACACGCCCUACAUCGCUGUCUUCAUCCCGGGGGGUCACGGUGUCUUGAAUGGUGUUCCAGAUUCGGCGACGGUCGGAAACAUUUUGCGUUGGGCUCAUCAGAAUGAGCGAUACUAUAUCACUUUGUGUCACGGACCGGCCAGUAUGCUUGCCGCAGAUGUUGGAAAGCCUGCAGGAAGCAAGUUCAUCUACGAUGGCUAUCAGAUUGUGGUGUUCCCCGAUUCGCUUGACUCGGGUGCAAACAUCGACAUUGGAUACAUUCCUGGCAAAAUGGAAUGGCUUGUUGGCGAUCGCCUGCGAAAGCUAGGGGUCAAGACGUUGAACGAGGGAAUCACUGGUCAGACACAUCAGGACCGGUACCUGCUCACCGGCGACUCGCCGCUUGCGUCCAAUAAUCUUGGAAAGCUUGCAGCCGAUGUACUGCUGAAAGAUGUGGUCGGUCGGAAGUAG